ACCUGUCGCUGGAGGCGGUGCCGAGGCCGGUCUGUGGGUAGUCGGAGCAGCGAACACACUUGCCUCUCUGGACUGUGUUUCCCGUAAAUCACACGGAUGCUGAGCAAAAGCGGGCCGCCGGGGCCGAGGGAGCGAAGAGCAGGAAGAGGAGGGCAGCAUGGCGUUGGUGAUCCUGUGGGUUUCUCUGACAGCUGCGUUGGUUUUUGAAGUGUUCGGAGAAAUAAAGAUCCCAACACAUAUUCGAAUUCAGGCAUUUAAUCUCAAGUAUGUGCUAAAGUGGGACAAUGUGAAGAACAGUAAUUACAGUGUGAACUAUACUGUCAAUUAUAGAAGUACGGUUGGAGCCUGGAAGAAAGUGAAGGGAUGUAAACGUAUCGCCCGUACAGAGUGUGAUUUCACUUCAGCAGACAUUAUUUUUAAUGGAGAAUACAUCCUGCGGCUACGUGCCCAUCAGGGGAAUCAGACAUCGGCCUGGUUGUGCACAGAUUUGUUUAUUCCCUCCAGGAACAGUGAAAUUGGACCACCAACUGUACAGGCAGAAUCAAAAGGGCACUUGCUUACUGUCAGCAUUUCCGAACUAUAUAUGGAAAAUAAUGCAUCUAUAGAAAAAAUGUAUAAAGAUAUUUCGUACAGGAUAACCUACUGGAAAGAAAAUUCUCAUGAAAUUAAAAACGAGAAAAACAGCACAAACAGAUUGGUAGUUCUGAAUCUUGACCCUUGGACCACAUAUUGUCUGAAUGUACUAGCUUUCAGCUCCAUGUACAACACAACAGGACAGGCUAGUUUGGUUGUGUGUGAAAAGACUGGUGGUGCUACUCCCGAGUGGCAGAUUGCUAUAGGCUUCUUUGUUUCACUGGUGGUGUUUUUCAUUGUACCAGUAGGAUGCACCUUGUGUAUACAUUGCACGUACAGAUGCAUAAUGUAUGCCUUGUUUCCACCACACACCUUGCCAGAACAUAUACAAGAGUGCUUCAGUGAGCCGUCCCAAAGUGCUCCCUUGCAUGUGCUGACAUCGGUUGAAGAUUCAGAGGAGUGCUGUGAUCCACUCAUAGUUGUCACCAAAACCAAGAGCUUAAGCUCCUGUUCGGGUUCCUUUAUAUCUACAGUCGAGAAUGAAAUGCAUGAUCAAAGUGGUCAAACCAGCGCAGAUUCUGGGCAAUUUUCGAAUGCAGGAAGUUCCAGGAUUGAAGAAUUUGGAGAAGGCACAUUAACAGACCUUGAUCUACAGACAUAGAUUUGGGAUUUAGAAACUAAAACUUUUCUUUUGAGUCCUAUAUCUGAUUUUUAUUUCAGGUAGUAUUUUCUCAUCUGGCAUGUACCACUGGUUAGGUUUUACAUGCAUGUCUGAGGUAAGUGUGUCAUUGAGCUUAUUUAAUUUCAGAUGUUUUUAAUUUUUAAUGCUAAUUUGUUAUAGACCCUUAUAUCUUCGACUGCUCAGUUAUGUGAACUGAAAGUGCCAGUCGUGAUGAAAUCGCAUUUAGACGGUCAGAAUCCCUAUUUAAACAGCAAACCUUUUUCAUGAUUGAAAUAUAGGGAUGUCGAGAAAAGUGCUUUCUUUUAAAUAAUGUUUGUGUUUUUCUAAAAUUUCCGGCAGCUACCACAAAGCUACCUACACUCUUAUUGACAACAUCGGUAUUGUAAUAAGAUAAUCGGAGUAUGCCAUAACAGUACAAUAAUGGCCUUUUCAGUGUUAAUGCAAUUAGGAUUUUUAAAUGUGCAUUGUUAUCAAUUGAAGUAAUAAUUGUGCCUUUGUAAGGAUCUGGAAUACAUUGCCUGCUUGUAGGGGUGCUGGAAGGAAAAUGUUUUGAUGACAGAAAUAAAUUACAGAACCCUGGUCAUCUGGACUUACUGGAUAACUCUGCUAAAUAAUUGAUAGAGGGUCGUGGGCCAUGUAUCCUCCCUAUAUUAUAUUCUGUGGCUUCCUUGGCUGUUCUCUUAAGCCCAGUGUGACGAUGAAUCGUAGAUACUGACAGGGUUCAAUGGUUUAAUGAUCAGGUCAGAUUAGCAGUGAAAUAUUUUAAAGGGUUUCAGAUGAGGAAGAAUAAAUAUUGUAAUAUUCCUGCUCAAUUUUUAAAUUCUUGGAAAUCUUUUGAAAGCAGUGAGGAUAGCAAGGAUAAAAGGCAAAACUAGGCCAAGCUCCAACUAUGGAAAAUAAUUGCAUCUCCCACCAAUCAAUCACUCAUUCAUUCAUCCUAGAGUAUAUAAAGCAAUUAAUAAUACAGGUAGGGGGAAGUACAUAAUCCUUAAUAUUCUAAUAAUCUCAUCCACCCCAGUUAUUUGAUACAAAUACAUCGAUAGAUGCUCCUGAACACAUCAUCAGUGAUGUAACCUGGGGUCAUUGGGUGUUUCGGGUCUUUCAACAUCAGACACCCUCACCCAGGCGACCCAGCUGAGAACUAGAAAAUAAUAAAGAC
This is a messenger RNA of Leucoraja erinaceus (little skate), 2414 nucleotides long. Its product is annotated as interferon alpha/beta receptor 1a-like. The record is from RefSeq and is a predicted model, not a curated record. Bases 158 to 1234 code for a protein of 358 amino acids. The transcript is spliced from 7 exons. Gene Ontology annotation, molecular function: protein binding. Lineage: Eukaryota; Metazoa; Chordata; Chondrichthyes; Rajiformes; Rajidae.